Messenger RNA from Jaculus jaculus (lesser Egyptian jerboa), 3596 nucleotides. It is a transcript of the gene Kif19, whose product is annotated as kinesin family member 19. NCBI's taxonomy places the organism in Eukaryota, Metazoa, Chordata, Mammalia, Rodentia, Dipodidae. The record is from RefSeq and is a predicted model, not a curated record. Gene Ontology annotation, biological process: microtubule-based movement. Gene Ontology annotation, molecular function: ATP binding; microtubule binding; microtubule motor activity. Bases 107 to 3094 code for a protein of 995 amino acids. The transcript has 20 exons.
GUUGUCAGGCAGCAGAGGCGGAAGAGCCACCCGAGGAGACCACGGUGGAGGUGCGCCUGAGCCAUGCCAGCCCUCGCGGCCUGAGUCCCUCCACCCAACCGCAAGCAUGAAGGACAGCGGGGAUUCCAAGGACCAGCAACUCAUGGUGGCACUCCGGGUCCGGCCCAUCAGCGUGGCAGAGCUGGAAGAGGGAGCCACCCUCAUUGCCCACAAGGUGGAUGAGCAAAUGGUGGUCCUCAUGGACCCAAUGGAGGACCCUGACGACAUCCUUCGUGCACGUCGCUCCCGGGAGAAGUCUUACCUGUUUGAUGUGGCCUUUGACUUCACUGCCACCCAGGAGACGGUGUAUCAGGCUACCACCAAGAGCCUCAUCGAAGGUGUCGUCUCAGGCUACAAUGCCACCGUGUUUGCCUACGGCCCAACAGGCUGCGGGAAGACCUACACCAUGCUGGGCACUGACCACGAGCCAGGGAUCUAUGUCCGAACCCUCAAUGACCUCUUCCGAGCCAUCGAGGAGACCAGCAACGACAUGGAAUAUGAGGUGUCCAUGUCUUACCUGGAGAUCUACAAUGAGAUGAUCAGGGACUUGCUGAACCCGGCCCUGGGGUACCUGGAGCUGCGAGAGGACUCCAAAGGGGUGAUCCAGGUGGCCGGGAUCACUGAGGUCUCUACCAUCAAUGCCAAGGAGAUCAUGCAGCUGUUGAUGAAGGGGAACCGGCAGAGGACCCAGGAGCCCACGGCUGCCAACCAGACGUCCUCCCGUUCUCAUGCCGUGCUCCAGGUAUCCGUGCGCCAGCGCAGCCGGGUCAAGAACAUCCUGCAGGAGGUGCGGCACGGCCGGCUGUUCAUGAUUGACCUGGCCGGCUCUGAGCGUGCUUCCCAGACACAGAACCGUGGGCAACGCAUGAAGGAGGGGGCCCACAUCAACCGCUCCCUCUUGGCCCUGGGCAACUGCAUCAACGCGCUGAGUGACAAGGGCACCAACAAGUACAUCAACUACCGUGACAGCAAGCUCACCCGGCUCCUAAAGGACUCUCUGGGAGGGAACAGUCGCACUGUGAUGAUUGCCCACAUCAGUCCAGCAAGCACCGCCUUUGAGGAGUCCAGGAACACCCUGACCUAUGCUGGCCGAGCUAAGAACAUUAGGACCCGGGUAAAGCAGAACCUGUUCAACGUCUCCUACCACAUCGCCCAGUACACCAGCAUCAUCGCAGACCUGCGUGGCGAGAUUCAGAGACUCAAAUGCAAGAUAGACCAGCAGGCAGGGCAGAGCCAGGCCCGGGCUCGACUGGACAGAGGUGACAUCCGUCACAUCCAAGCUGAAGUGCAACUGCACAGCGGGCAGGGAGAGCAGGCUGAGAUGGGGCAGCUGCGUGAGCAGUUGAUGGGCGCCUUCCACGAGCAGAUGGACGUGCGGAGGCGCCUGCUGGAGCUGGAGCACCAAGCUAUGGAGGUGCAGAUCGACACCUCCCGCCACCUGCUCACCAUCGCUGGCUGGGAGCAUGAGAAGUCACGGAGGGCCCUCAAAUGGCGGGAGGAGCGCAGGAAGGAAUCUUUCAUCAAGGAUGACAGCGAGAAGGAUUCUGACACCGGAGAUGAGCCUGACGCCCUGGAACCGCCAGAGGUGGCCUCGGCACGGGAGAACAUCGCCGCCCUGGUGGGCGAACAGAAGAAACUGAGCAAGCAGAAGCUGGCGCUGGAGCAGCGCUGCCGGGAGCUGCGCGCGCGGGGCCGGCGCCUGGAGGAGACGCUGCCGCGGCGCAUCGGCUCCGAGGAGCAGCGCGAGGUGCUGAGCCUGCUGUGCCGCGUGCACGAGCUCGCGGCCGAGAACACCGAGAUGCAGUCGCACGCCCUGCUCCGCGACAGCGCGCUGCGCCACCGCCGCGAGGCCCUGCGCCGCCUGGAGCAGCACCGCAGCCUCUGCGACGAGAUCAUCCAGGGCCAGAGGCAGAUCAUCGACGACUGCAACCUGGAAGUCCCCCGGCACCUGGAGGAACUCUACGAAGUGUACCUGCGGGAGCUGGAGGAGGGCAACCUCGAGCGGGCCACCAUCAUGGACCGCGUGGCCUCCAGGGCCCUGCAGGACAGCUCCUUGCCCAAAAUCACCCCAGCAGGAGUCACACUGACCCCAGACUCUGACCUGGAGAGUAUGAAGACCCUGGGCACCGAAGCCCAGCGUCCACACAACAGCAACCUGCCGCCCCUUGGCACGGAGAGUGAGGCCCACCGUGUGUUCAAGGCCAGUCCCCGGGCUUGGCAGGUGAAGAGCUCCUCUGUGCCCACACCCCCUCCCAUCCAGGUGGGCAGUCUAGUGGCCCAGGAGGUCUUGCCCCAGGACAGCCUGAGCAGCCGGGUCAACUCCUCCCCCGAGAGCAGUGAGAAUCUGUCGGAGAUUCCUGUGUCCCACAAAGAGAAGAAAGAGAUCUUGACCCGCAUCAAGUACAUCUCAGCGAAGGCUGCCCAGAGGCGCUCGCAGGCCUUGGGCAUGGAGGGCUGCCACCUGCUGGCACCUGCCACAGAGCGCAGCAGCCUGUCACUACACUCGCUGAGUGAGGCUGAAGACUCUCGGCCAUCUGGCCCGCUGGCCUGCAAGCGGCCACCCAGCCCUACCCUGCAGCACGCUGCCAGCGAGGACAACCUGUCCAGCAGCACUGGCGAGGCCCCUUCCCGGGCAGCUGGACCUUCAGGUGACAGCUCUGGGCCCUGGGUCCGUGGCCAGAAGAAAAGCCCAGGCAAAAAACGGGAGGAGUCAACGGAAGCGAAAAGGAGGAAGCGGAGGUCUCGAUCCUUUGAAGUCAUGGGACAAGGGCUAGCUCGUUCCAAGACACAUCUCCUGGGGCCCCGUCCCUUAGAAAACAUUUCGGACCACAAGAUGCCACUGUGCAGACACCCGGCUUCUGGGGUCAAACAGGGAAAAGUCAUGCUGCCUCUGGCCAAAGUCAAACUCCCUCCAAACCAGAACACAGGCCCUGGGGAUCCCUCACCCCUUCCUGUUUCCAAUCCAGUUGGUGUUUCCAGACGAGCUACUCGCCCGCCCAGCCUACCCCAUGGCUCAAGCACCCUUGGCAAAGAUGGGCGUUUCCGGCAUAACUGACUAGCUCUGUCCAGCGACGGCUACUCUUGUCCUCCCCCACCCAGGACUGAAUGCAGGGAGGGGCAGUGGGGAAUAGGAGGCAGAAGCUGAGCAGAGGGGCGCCCAAUGGGACCAGGAGCUCAGUAGGUUGAGCUCUGCUCCCAAGACCGGAGAAGUGUAAGGGUGUCUGUUCAGCCCCUCCGUGAUUUCAGUGCCAUGGAAAAGGGUGGUGAGCCCUGGUGGCACAGCCUCCCAGCUCUGGACAGACCACUGUGGCCAAAACCCUUCACAGACCCAGACCCGGGGCCAGUGUCAUCCUUAGCAGUGAAGGAGAGGAGCUAUUAGUGAGACGGGACUCCUGGGGCCACCCCAGGGACAAGGGCAUCCUGGGUGGGUGGGGAAGGGACUGCCGGGGACUUCACAUAGGAUGGGUGGGUGUGGUGAAGGGGGUCUGGUUUUGUUACUUGCCUGUGACUUUUUCACCUUUCUUUUUAACAAUAAAGUCCCGUUGGGUUUUUUUUGA